Messenger RNA from Pteronotus mesoamericanus, 294 nucleotides. Its product is annotated as prothymosin alpha-like. Bases 1 to 294 code for a protein of 97 amino acids. Gene Ontology annotation, cellular component: nucleus. The transcript is spliced from 2 exons. NCBI's taxonomy places the organism in Eukaryota, Metazoa, Chordata, Mammalia, Chiroptera, Mormoopidae. The record is from RefSeq and is a predicted model, not a curated record. Gene Ontology annotation, biological process: positive regulation of transcription by RNA polymerase II; negative regulation of apoptotic process. Gene Ontology annotation, molecular function: histone binding.
AUGAUCGUCAGUGUGGAAAAAGACUUAAAGAAGAAGGAAGUUGUGGAAGAGGCACAGAAUGGAAGAGAUGCACUUGCUAAUGGCAAUGUCAAUGAGGAAAACGGGGAGCAGGGGACUGACAAUGACGUAGAUGAAGAAGAGGAAAAAGGAGGGGAGGAGGAGGAAGGUGAUGGUAAGGAAGAGGGUGGAGAUGAAGAUGAGGAGGCUGAGGCAGUUACAGGCAAAGGGGCAGCUGAAGAUGAUGAGGAUAAUGAUGUUGACACUGAGAAGCAGAAGACCAAUGAGGAUGACUAG